This is a messenger RNA of Doryrhamphus excisus (bluestripe pipefish), 1506 nucleotides long. RefSeq names its product homeobox protein Meis1. The record is from RefSeq and is a predicted model, not a curated record. Lineage: Eukaryota; Metazoa; Chordata; Actinopteri; Syngnathiformes; Syngnathidae. Gene Ontology annotation, molecular function: DNA binding. Gene Ontology annotation, biological process: regulation of DNA-templated transcription.
CCAAAUGCACCACCACACACAGAUGAUCUCCUUUCAUCGUUGGAAGCAAACCAUCAUCUUUAUCGUGACUUGAAGGUGACUUGGAGACGUAUCGUGAUGGCACAAAGGGUGGGUGGAAACAUCUCUUCCAAACGGCUAUCAUCUACUCAAAAUUAUGAAGAACUGGUCCACUACAGCCUGGAGGGCGUUUAUGAAGACAUGAGAACCCCCCACCACCUUCAACAGCCCCGUCACCUGCACGCUGUGUACCCGGCCGGAUCGUACCAGUACCACAGUGACGCUGGAGAGGACACAAGGAGAGACCGGGACGCCAUCUACGGACAUCCUCUGUUCCCGCUGCUCGCUGUGCUUUUUGGAAAGUGCGAAUUGGCCAUGUGCACACCUCGCCAGUGGGGCGUGGCCACGGGAGACGUCUGCACGUCACGCUCCUUCAACGAAGACAUCAGCGUCUUCGCUGAACAGCAGGUGACGUCAGAGAAGUUGUUAUGUAAUUCUGAGCUGGAUCACCUGAUGAUCCAGGCCAUCCGAGUGCUCCGCUUCCACCUGCUGGAGCUGGAGAAGGUCCACGAUCUGUGUGACAACUUCUGCGGCCGCUACGUUAGCUGCCUGAAAGGAAAGCUGCCCACUGUCAGCGUGUCAUGUAACCAUCCUUAUCAGGUUUCAUGGAGCAGAGAUGACGAGAGUGGGGCCUCUUUAGGACCGCCCACAUGUCACAGUGACGACAACAGCAGUGAAGCAGGAAACGGCGUGGACAUCAGCGGCGACAUGGGCAAAGAACAGCAACACAACAAGAAGCGGGGCAUCUUCCCCAAGGCGGCCACCAACACCCUGAGGGCGUGGCUCUUCCAGCACCUGGCGCAUCCGUAUCCUUCAGAGGAGCAGAAGAGGCGGCUGUCACAUGACACACACCUCAGCGUCCUGCAGGUCAACAACUGGUUUAUCAACGCCAGGCGACGGAUUGUUCAGCCAAUGAUUGAUCAGUCCAACACUGCUGUGGUGGGUGCCGCCGUGGCGAUGGAGGCCCAGUGGAAUUUCAUGUGACAAAACCUGCUAGCAGUCUGAGGACCCCAUCUCCCCCGCCCCCCGACUUCCUGCUGAUUGCUGAUUGGAUUACACGCAGGCCAAUUAGAAGAGAGCAGAUCUGAACUAAAUCCCUCAAUGGAAAAGUCAUCAUUUUCAUUGUAUUGUUGUCCACGCAAUGGAGAGCACAUCUGGACUACAAACAUGGAGGAUACGAGGUCACGUGACACUGAGCCCUCCUCCCUAGAGACAAAUAAACAACACUUCUGACCUGUGACCCGCAGUAAUGUUCGCUAGUACUAACACUGAGAUGUGGUUAGCGCACAGGCCACGCAGUUAGGAGACCCGAGUUCAAUUCCACUCUCAGGCAUCUCUGUGUAGAGUUUGCAUGUUCUCCCCGCGCAUGCGUGGGUUUUCUCCUGGUACUCCGGUUUCCUCUCCCAGGAAAAGUCUAUUCUAAAUGUGUCUUUGUGGACCUGUGCGGGG